This is a messenger RNA of Iphiclides podalirius (scarce swallowtail), 984 nucleotides long. The record is from the annotation of a GenBank genome assembly. NCBI's taxonomy places the organism in Eukaryota, Metazoa, Arthropoda, Insecta, Lepidoptera, Papilionidae.
AUGGAAACACUCGAAAAUGGUGGAGGCGAUAAUCAAGAACAUAACAGUGCAGAAGCGUCGGGACGCGAUGACGACAGAAAACUGUUUGUGGGUGGACUGAGCUGGGAAACUACCGACAAGGAGUUACGUGACCACUUCAGUGCUUAUGGCGAAAUAGAGAGCAUUAAUGUCAAGACAGAUCCAAAUACAGGGCGAUCAAGAGGAUUCGCCUUUAUUGUAUUCAAAGCACCAGAUUCAAUCGAUAAAGUUAUGGCUGCCGGUGACCACACAAUCAACAAUAAAAAAGUGGAUCCAAAGAAGGCAAAGGCAAGACAUGGGAAGAUAUUUGUUGGAGGUUUAAGCAGUGAAAUCUCAGAUGAUGAAAUCAAGAACUUCUUCAGUAAUUUCGGGACAAUCAUUGAAGUUGAAAUGCCUUUUGAUAAGACAAAGAACCAAAGGAAGGGAUUCUGUUUCAUCACAUUUGAGUCCGAACAGGUUGUCAAUGAACUGCUUAAGACGCCUAAGCAGACAAUAGGCGGCAAGGAGGUGGACGUGAAGCGGGCGACGCCGAAGCCGGACGGGCCCGGGGGCAUGGGUGUGCGCGGGGGGCGCGGCGGGAGGGGGGCGCGCGGGGGUCGCGGAGGGCGCGGCGGCUACGGCGGCCAGGGCACCUGGGGCAAUCAGGGCUACGGUGGCUACGGCUACGGCCAGGGGGGCUACGGCGGCGGCUAUGACGGAUACGGUUAUGGCGGCUACGGUUACGACGGCUACGGCGGAUAUGGCGGAUACGAUUACUCCGGCUACCCCAAUUACGACUACGGCGGGUAUGGAGGGUACGAGGGCGGCUACGGCGCGCGCGCUGCUCCACGCGGGAAAGGUACUGCCGUCCUCUACCCACCCCACUUAUCAUCUCAGUCCAAUAGUAAGGUUAAGCGAGCGGUCAUGAGCGUCCCCGCGCCCGCGCUGCGGCGGCGCCGCGCGGGGGCGCUUCAUCCAUUCCACACU